Messenger RNA from Prosopis cineraria, 3296 nucleotides. RefSeq names its product UTP--glucose-1-phosphate uridylyltransferase 3, chloroplastic. The record is from RefSeq and is a predicted model, not a curated record. Lineage: Eukaryota; Viridiplantae; Streptophyta; Magnoliopsida; Fabales; Fabaceae. Gene Ontology annotation, molecular function: UDP-N-acetylglucosamine diphosphorylase activity. The transcript is spliced from 17 exons. Gene Ontology annotation, biological process: UDP-N-acetylglucosamine biosynthetic process.
GACAUUUUCUUGUGACACACUGACGCGACGGUUAGGCACCAUCUCUUCCCUCUCUUUCGCCGUGCCUCGUAAACAAAGCCUUUGGUAUAUGCCGCCAGCAUCUUCUGCUGAUUCCCAGCCUCCUUCUCCUUCUCCGUCCCUUCUUUCUAUCUCUCUCUCUCCUUUUUUUUUUUGUCUUUGUUUUUUGUCAUUGCAUUUCCAGUCAGAACCUCCAUUCAAGUUCCAAGUCCAACAUCUGUUUCGCUUUCUCUGUUUCAGCAAAUUAUGGUUCACUCAACUUCUUUUAUUCACAGUACCAACCGCUUUUCUUCCUCUUUCUUUUCUAAAUCUUUUCAUAAUCAUGCUGGCUCUCUAUUCAUCAAUUCUCCCUUCUCUCUAUCUCUACCGUCCUCCUCCUCUCCUUCUGGAUUGUCUCCGUUAUCAUCGUCAUCGCCUUUGUCGUGUUGCCGCGUGGCCCGCGUCCCAACCGAGGCAGAGCAGCUAUUGCCGCCGGCUCCGGAUUCCAACUUCAAUCAUGAAAUCGCCAGGCUACAAGCUCUCCGCUCGAAACUUUCCAGCUGUAGCAAUUUGAAGGGAAAGCUUAGAGUGAUCGAUCGUGAUUCUAGAGUGAAGCUAUUUUUUCGUUCCCACCAAAACGCUGGCAUUUCUAGGGUCUUAACAUCCCUCAAUUUGAGCUCCAAUGACUUGUUCUUGCUUAAAUGUUUAGUUGCGGCCGGUCAAGAGCACGUGCUUAGUCUGGGAUUUCAGCUAGGUGAAACUGUAAAGGAGUCAACUACAAACUCGGUUAAGAGCGCACUUUAUGCUUUGGCGGAGAUGAUCGAAAACCUGGAUGUCUAUAAUGAUAAUGGCGGUGCGGGCUUUGGAAAGAUGCACCUGGCUUUGGACGAUGAAGAAAUUCGUGACUUGAAGAAGUUAUUGGAGUCUCUUGGAGAAAUUGAGCGUUUCUAUCAAUGCAUUGGGGGAAUUAUUGGAUAUCAAAUAAAGGUGCUGGAGCUUCUUGUCCAAAAAAUGUGUGAGAAGCAGAAUUUAGACUGGUCUCGGCACAUUAAUGAAACAGAAGAAUGCCAAUUUUUGGAAAUUCAUGCACCUAAAGGAAUUGACCUUUCUGAAAAUACAGAAUAUGCAUCUCAAGCAGCUAUAUGGGGCAUAGAGGGUUUGCCGUGCCUAGGAGAAAUUUAUCCUUUGGGAGGCUCUGCAGAUAGGCUUGGUUUAGUUGAUCCUGAUACCGGUGAAUGUCUUCCAGCCGCAAUGCUACCAUAUUGUGGAAGGACUUUGUUGGAAGGUCUUAUUAGAGAUCUUCAGCCAAUCUAAUUUCUCUUUAAAUUAUAAGGCUCGGAAUUCUUGUACUUCAAGUUAUAUGGGAAACAAUGUAUCACUCCUGUUGCAAUAAUGACAAGUUCAGCAAAGAACAACCAUGGGCACAUCAUGUCUCUUUGUGAAAGUCUUUCUUGGUUUGGAAGAGGUCGUUCAACUUUUCAACUUUUUCAACAGCCUCUUGUUCCUGUUGUGGGUGCGGAAGAUGGGCAGUGGCUGCUCACCAAACCGUUCAGGCCUUUGAGCAAGCCCGGUGGUCAUGGUGUCAUCUGGAAACUUGCUUAUGAUAAAGGUGUCUUCAAAUGGUUUUAUCUAUAUGGAAGAAAAGGUGCAACUGUGCGACAAGUCAGUAAUGUUGUGGCGGCCACAGAUUUAACUCUCUUGGCCUUAGCAGGGAUUGGCUUGCAGCUAGGGAAGAGACUGGGGUUUGCAUCAUGUAAGCGGAACCCAGGUGCUACAGAAGGAAUUAACGUGCUGAUGGAGAAGAAAAACCUUGAUGGGAAUUGGGAUUAUGGUGUGUCUUGCGUUGAAUACACUGAAUUUGACAAGUUUGGAAUUGCUGAUGGACCCCAUCAUCCUAGAAGCUUGCAGGCGGAUUUCCCAGCCAAUACAAACAUUUUAUAUGUGCAUUUACCUUCUGCUGAGCAAGUUGUGUCAAGUAAUAAUGAACAUAGUUUGCCUGGAAUGGUGCUCAAUACGAAAAAGAAAAUAGCAUAUGUGGACCAUUUUGGAAGACAGCACAGCGUGUCUGGUGGCAGACUAGAGUGUACAAUGCAAAAUAUAGCAGACAAUUAUUACAAUACCUAUUCGUCAAGGUGUUAUAAUGGUGUGGAAGAUGAGCUUGACACAUUUAUUGUAUAUAAUGAACGAAGAAGGGUCACAUCGUCUGCUAAAAAGAAAAGAAAAAAUGGGGACAAAUCUUUACACCAGACUCCUGAUGGCUCACUUAUAGAUAUCCUACGAAAUGCCUGUGAUCUACUUUCCCAAUGUGAUAUAAAGCUUCCUGAGAUUGAAGCUAACGAGAAGUAUGCUGAUUCAGGGCCGCCAUUUCUUAUUUUUUUGCACCCAGCUCUUGGUCCUCUUUGGGAGGUCACCAGACAAAAGUUUUAUGGUGGUUCCAUAUCUGAGGGCUCUGAGUUACAAAUAGAGGUUGCAGAGUUCUUGUGGAGGAAUGUUCAGCUUGAUGGAAGCAUGAACAUAAUGGCUGAAAAUGUUAUUGGCUCAAUGAAGGUUAAUGAGAGUGGUGAUUCCAUACUACAUUAUGGGCAGAGAUGUGGAAGGUGUAAACUACAGAAUGUCAAGGUGUUGAACAAAGGAAUUGAUUGGACGCAUGGAGGUAAUGUCUACUGGAAACAUGAUGUGCAGCGGUCUGAGGCAUUGAAGAUAAUACUGCACGGAAAUGCUGAAUUUGAAGCCACAGAUGUUAUAUUACAGGGAAAUCAUGUAUUUGAAGUUCCAGAUGGCUACAAACUAAAGAUCACUUCAGGAAGUACAGGUUUAGCUACUCAAUUAGAUCCUAUUGAACGGAGUAUGAUGGACAGCGGAAGCUGGCACUGGGAUUACAAGUUAGUAGGCACCCAUAUCCAGCUGGCAUUGGUAGAAUCAUAGACUGCUGAAGGGACAAGAAUUAAGAUACCACGUUUCGUGAAUCAUGCAUGAUUGAUUCACGGCUGGUAUUGGAGCUCACCCCAAUUUGCUCAUCACAUGGAAGUGACAGGAUGAACAGAAGUUGAACCUUUCCUCACUUACAAUCGUUUAUAAUGUGAUAAUAGAGUAAUUUUAAAGCGCACCCCCAAAAAAAAAAAAUCUCUUCUUUAGUGUUACUAACAUUAUGUAACAGAUGGAGUUUGGGCAAUGAGAGGUAGAUAUAUUUAUUAGAAGUAGACUCUCAAGUAGUUAUCAUGAUAUGUUUUACUUGAGACCCUUAAAAUAUCCGCACGAACGCAUCACUUAUAUUAUCCUCCUUUCCCAUUAUUUUUGGA